Messenger RNA from Exophiala oligosperma, 1080 nucleotides. RefSeq lists its product as uncharacterized. The coding region runs from base 106 to 1080 and encodes 324 amino acids. The transcript has 2 exons. Lineage: Eukaryota; Fungi; Ascomycota; Eurotiomycetes; Chaetothyriales; Herpotrichiellaceae. Gene Ontology annotation, molecular function: oxidoreductase activity, acting on the CH-OH group of donors, NAD or NADP as acceptor. The record is from RefSeq and is a predicted model, not a curated record. Gene Ontology annotation, cellular component: cytoplasm.
UGUCGGAAGGAUCAGGAUCAGUAUCAGUAUUAGGAUCUGUGCCCGUCACUCAUCGACAGUGCCAGCACCAGCAUCAGCCAUUCAGACAAAUUGGUCAUCAUAGCCAUGGCUCAACAGGUUCAAGGAAAGACUGCCAUCGUGACAGGAGCCGGGUCAGGAAUCAAUCUCGAAUUUGCUCGCUUGUUACUCCAAAACGGCGCGAAUGUCGUCUUUGCCGACCUAUCAUUGCGACCCGAGGCGGAGGAUUUGGUCAAGCAAUACCCGAGCAAGGCCGUGUUCAAAAAGACCGACGUGACGUCGUGGACCGACCUGAAUGAGAUGUUCACCACGGCCGUGUCGAAGUUCGGCGGCGUCGACAUCGCGUGUCCCGGAGCGGGUGUAUUCGAACCUCCGUGGAGCUCCUUCUGGCACCCUCCCGGGUCGUCUCAAUCCAGUGACGAUCCUCUUGGUGGUCGGUACAAGCUCUUGGAUAUCAACCUCACCCACCCGAUCCGAGUGACUCAGCUCGCCAUCUCCCACUUUCUGGCCGCGUCGCCCCCCUCGAGCCCCUCGAACCCCAAAUCCAUAGUCCACAUCGCCAGCAUCGCCGGAGAGACAGUCGGGAUAGGGUACCCUCUGUACCACGUGUCCAAACACGGCGUGCAGGCUUUGGUCAGGUCUUUGGAAAGUCUGGACGAGUCUCACGGGAUCCGAGUGACUUGCGUCAUGCCGGGAGUGGUCAAGACCCCUCUGUGGACCGAUCACCCGGAGAAACUCAAGCUGGUGAAGCAGGAAGGGGAAGAUGCCGACCACUGGGUGACCCCGGAAGAGGUCGCACAGGUCAUGUUGGCUUGUGUCAAGGACGACAGGAUCGACGAGAGUAUAAGGGGUGGGACCGCCAACGGAAGUGCGAGCGGUGGUGGGAUUGCGAUCAAAGGAGGUUCUUGCCUCGAGGUUUUGGCAGGCUAUGUGAGGGACGUACCUCUUUUGAACAACGUCGGACCUUAUGCUUCGGGAGAACCGGGGGCGACGGUGCAAGGAGGGAAGAAAUUGUUGGAUGAGAUUUAUGGUGUGUUGAAGCCUGGUUGGGGAAAGUAUUGA